This is a messenger RNA of Arabidopsis lyrata subsp. lyrata, 1475 nucleotides long. RefSeq lists its product as uncharacterized. The transcript has 4 exons. Lineage: Eukaryota; Viridiplantae; Streptophyta; Magnoliopsida; Brassicales; Brassicaceae. The record is from RefSeq and is a predicted model, not a curated record. Bases 150 to 1025 code for a protein of 291 amino acids.
AAUAAUUAAAAAAAAGACAGAAAUAAUAUUAUAAAAUGUCUUUUGAGCAGUCCUCAAUGUAACCUUAAUAAAAAGAGAACCCUCUCUGCAACAUUUAUUAAAUACUCAAAACCUAUCUCUCUCUCUCUCUGUCUUUACUCAUUGUCGUUAUGGUCGCGCCGCCUAUAUCCGCCGCGUCCUUAGAGCUCCCUCCUCCGUUCCCCGCCGUCUUCGAACAACCAAUGGAUAAACUCAGCUUCCCGAAUGAGUUCCCUUACGAGUUUGCCUCAACGUUUUCAACUUCUCCAGAAGACUCAACGGAGACGGAAGAUGAAACAAGCGACGACGAAGAUGACUUUUUAGCCGGGUUAACUCGCAGACUCGCUCUCUCGACUCAGCGCCUCUCUUCUCCUUCCUUCGUCACCGACAAGUCUCAGAUGAAACCUAAAGUCACUGAGUCAACUCAGAGUGGACUCGGAAGUCCUAAUGGACCGUUUUCUCAAGCUCCUUCACCGCCGGCAUCUCCGUUUCGCGAAGAAGACUCUUUGAAAGUGUUAUCUGCUGCAGCUGGAGAAGUCGCCAAGAUCAAAAAGGCUAACUUUGAUGCUAAACCCAUCAGCCGCCCAAACCCUAACCCUAGUUCCUUAAUCCCUUUUCCUCAAAACGCAGCGUUUUAUAACUACUACUGGCUAUGGCAGCCGCAUUAUCAUCAAUCUCAGAUAGGAAGAGUCCCAAAUGCUUGGCUUGUGUCUCCUUCUCCCGUUAGAGGCGUAUACACCGCUCCAACCGCCGUCAAAUCGCCGUCGACUGGUACCGGCGUUUUCCUUCCCCGGAAAUACUCAAUCCCUUCUGAUUCCCGGAAGAAUUCAGGAGGUGGAUGUGUUAAGGUUGUUAACCAACAAAAACCUAAAAUUGAAGAGUUAUCGGGUCGGUGUAAACCAAAUUCGAAAGCUGGUCUCUCUACAGGACGCAUCAAAACGGAUUACGUAGCUGGUGGUGGUUGUUUGAAGCAAGAAAGACCUCUUCCACAAGAAUGGAUGUACUGAGAGUUUGAAUUAGGUUCUGUAGGAUUCAGGACUUGGAAGAAAAAAAUUACAGAAAUGGUCGUAGUUAGUGGGUUGACUUUAUAGUGUUGAUUGUGAUGGUUACUGGUUAUAGCAAAGAAUAAUUUUGUGGGGUUAAGUUGGACUGGGAUUUAUUUAUAUUUACUUAGGAGGAUAGCAAAAUCAGUUUCUAAUAAGCAUAUUUUUGGCCUUGGGAGAGUUUUUCAGAUAACUCUUCUUUGGCAUAAGGUUAGUGCAAACAACGUAGAGAUGUGUUGAGAGUACUUUAGGGUGUUUUCUGCAAUUUUGGAAUCUAUGGGGUUGCAAUAAAAAAAAAAAUUUGGUUUGUUUGGUUAAAAGAAUCAAAGUUGUAGUGAAUUAUAGUUGUAAUAGAAGAGAUUGUAUCUGAAGUUGUUUCCUUAAUUUUCUUAUCAAUAUUUAAGUUUUGUGGCA